Molecule: messenger RNA, 1923 nt
Organism: Macadamia integrifolia
Lineage: Eukaryota; Viridiplantae; Streptophyta; Magnoliopsida; Proteales; Proteaceae
Product: UDP-glycosyltransferase 88F3-like
Exons: 1
Coding region: 78-1526 (482 amino acids)
Molecular function (GO): UDP-glycosyltransferase activity
Source: RefSeq, a predicted model, not a curated record
UGGUAAUAGUUCACAAGAUUUCAGUUGCAAGACUCACCACCAAAUCUGUGAACGGUGAACCAGAAGACAGAAGCAAAAUGCAAGACACCAUAGUGCUUUACCCAUCCACUGGCAUGGGUCAUUUAGUCUCAAUGGUGGAGCUGGGCAAGCUAAUCCUCCGCCACAACCACCACCUAUCCGUCAGAGUCCUCCUCACUACCAGCCCUCACGAACCCUCGACCACCACCUCUUACACCAACCACAUCACGAGAACCAACCCUUCUCUCACUUUCCACCGAUUCCCCCCUCUUUCCACUCCCCAAGACACUUCUCCCACCCGUAGCGGUGCAGCUAUUGCUUUCGAAUUCCUUCGCCUCAACACCCCAAACGUCCUCAACGCCCUCCAAUCCAUCUCCACAACCUCAACCAUCAAAGCCUUCGUCAUCGACUUGUUCUGCACCUCGUCCCUCCACGUCGCCUCUGAUCUAAACAUCCCCACUUACUACUUCUUCACCUCAGGUGCAGCCGUUCUCGUAGCCUUCCUUUACCUGCCCACCCUUCACAAACAGAACACCCAAAGCUACAAGGACCUCACCGACACCUAUUUCCAUUUCCCAGGCUUGCCCCCUAUAAGGGCACCUCACAUGCCUGAACCCAUGCUCGACCGUGACGACCCGGCCUAUCAUGAUUUCAUAUAUUUCACUUCUCACCUACCCAAGUCCAAGGGAAUUUUAACAAACACCUUUGAGGCAUUAGAGCCGAAAGCAAUCAAAGUGAUAGCUGAAGGGGCUUGCGUGCCUGACGCUCCGAUCCCCCCUGUUUACUACAUCGGUCCAUUGAUCGCGGACGCUCAUGGUCGGGCAGAGGGUGGAGAUGGUGGCGGCACAGUCGAGUGCUUGUCAUGGCUAGACGCGCAACCCAGUCGAAGCGUCGUGUACUUGUGCUUCGGCAGCCGAGGGACUUUUUCUGCGGCGCAGUUGAAGGAGAUUGCGAUUGGAUUGGAGAGAAGCGGGAAGAGAUUCUUGUGGGUGGUUCGGAGUCCGCCAUUAACGGAAGAAGAAGUAAGAACCAGGAGCUCUGGUAGAUAUGGGGAACCCGAUUUGGGUGCUCUGUUGCCGGAAGGGUUCUUGGGUCGAACGAAGGAUAGAGGAUUGGUAGUAAAGACAUGGGCGCCGCAAGUUGAGGUGCUGAGUCGGGAAGCGGUGGGUGGGUUUGUGACUCAUUGCGGGUGGAACUCGGUGUUGGAAGCGGUGUAUGCAGGAAUGCCAAUGGUAGCGUGGCCAUUGUAUGCAGAGCAGCAUCUGAAUAGGGCGGUUUUGGUGGAGGAUAUGAAGGUGGCGAUGCCAAUUGAGCAGGCGGAGGAUGGGUUUGUGAGUGCUGAUGAGGUAGAGAAACGGGUCAGAGCGUUGAUGGACUCGGAAAAAGGGAGAGAAAUUAGAGAACAGAUUGGAAAGAUGAGAAAGGAAGCCGCAGCGGCGUGGGAAGUGGGUGGGACGUCUCGUGUUGGCUUCACAAAAUUGACCGAGUCAUGGAACGGGCAUAACUAAAACUCGGGGUACCAACCAUGUCUUUUUGUUUUUAACUCCUUAAUCAGCGGUGAGCAGUGAAAAGUGAGUGGAGAGCGAUGAAUGGUAGUGAGGAUUCAAUUGGUGUGAAAGCUUCGGUAUGCAUCCCAAUUGUUGGAUGCUCAUCGCCGCUCACUACCUCCCAGUAGAGGUUUUCUACGCUUACUUUAUCUCACACACACACACACACACACACACACACACACACACACACACACACGUUGAGUUUGAUGGCAAGGAUAUCAUCCAUUAUAUACAACCACAACGACCAUUGGUGAUGUUUUAUCCCUAUCUGCUUCCUUUGUUUCAAUUUCAUUUUACUUUGUUCUGCAGGCUAUGUAUUGUAUUAUAAUCCUAGCUAUGAAGGUCUUUUCUAUCA